Messenger RNA from Osmerus eperlanus (European smelt), 1816 nucleotides. Its product is annotated as basic helix-loop-helix transcription factor scleraxis-like. The transcript is spliced from 2 exons. Lineage: Eukaryota; Metazoa; Chordata; Actinopteri; Osmeriformes; Osmeridae. The coding region runs from base 399 to 1004 and encodes 201 amino acids. The record is from RefSeq and is a predicted model, not a curated record. Gene Ontology annotation, molecular function: RNA polymerase II transcription regulatory region sequence-specific DNA binding; DNA-binding transcription factor activity, RNA polymerase II-specific; protein dimerization activity. Gene Ontology annotation, biological process: regulation of transcription by RNA polymerase II; developmental process.
GCGGAGGAGAGAGCGAGAAAGAGAGUGAGAGGAAAAGAAUAGGAAAGAGAGAGAGAGAGAGUGGAGAGUGCAGACUGCUCUUGGAGGAAGCACAGGCAUAGCAGCAGAGCCAAGGGAACUUGCUUUGAAGCAGGCAGACAAGCAGACCGGGAGAGAGUUGAGAGAUUUCAAAACCAGCCAGCAAGAGGAGGCGUUCUCAGUGACCAAGCCAGACGUGUAUAUCUUCAGAGGAGGGAUUUCAACUGGGCGUCAUGAGUCCUUCAACCUCCCAUCUGAGGAAUAAGUAAAUAAGGAUCUGACUGACUGACUGACUGACUGACUGGGAUUCUAACCGUGGUCUGAGGGUCUGGCUUUCCCCGUCUGCCACUCUGAGAGAACCCUUGCCUUUCUGGGUGAAGAUGUCGUUCGCCAUGGUCCGUGCGGCGCCCGCUCCAGCAGGGCGGUUCCUGUACUCCGAUAUUGCCAUGCUCUCUGAGGAGGACGAGGAGAAUGCCAGUGAGGGCUCGGGCUCUGAGGAGCCGUCCCCUUACCGCCUGUCUGGCUCUUCCUCCUCCUCCGGCCUGCACCUGAACAGGAAGAGGAAGCUGUGCGUGGCGUCGGGGGUCGGGCAGGUGGUGGGUCCACCGGUGGUGGAGGUGAGACAGAGGAACGCAGCAAAUGCCCGCGAGCGUGACCGCACCAACAGCGUGAACACUGCCUUCACCGCCCUGCGCACCCUCAUCCCCACCGAGCCCGCAGACAGGAAGCUGUCCAAGAUCGAGACACUGCGAUUGGCCUCCAGCUACAUCAGUCACCUAGGCAACGUGCUGCUCGUGGGGGAGGGGCCUGGAGACGGACAGCCCUGCCACACUCCUGCGCCCUUCUACCACGCCCAUGGGCUCAGCUCCUCCCCUGGCCGUGGAACAGACCAAUCAGCGCAACCCAAACACAUCUGCACUUUCUGCCUCAGCAACCAAAGGAAAAUGAACAGAGACCGAGACAGAAAAACAGCCAUCAGAAGCUAACGAGAGAACUGAAAGGAGAAGGAAAUACACCACUCACGUGAAGAAGGACAAAUCGAAAAUACUUAUCUUAAGUUGUGUUAUAUAGUAGAUGUAUACUGAUGUGUAUUUAUAUAUGCCCUAUAUCAAGAACACUAUGUUAUUUAAUAGAUGGUCCCAAUGGAUAAUAGGCACGAUGUCUACUCCGAUUCUGUUUAUCUUAGCCUUAUCUUUAUUGAUGAGCAAUACUUCAGGGUGGGAAGCUUGGUGGGUUUUGGUUGGAGAGACCACCUGUGGGGAGAUGACAACUGGACAUUCCUUCUCACACUCCACCCUGCCCCUCCUGUGAGAGACUCAGAAUGAGGUUUGAUCAAACAGCAUGCCGAACAAUGUAUACGCACGGCAGCCAUGUCCAGCACCCCACGUAUGCAAACGUCUCAUGCAGAGAAACUGGAAGUCUCUAGCCGUGGAGAGUCUGAGUGAGGGCGCAGCAGGUUUUCACAUUACCCCCGAACCAUCAGGUCAACCCCCAAAAGAAGCCCUGAAUAAACCCCCGAACCGUCCUGUCAAUCCCCACGUGAAUCCUUGAACCAUCCUGAGAAUGAAUCAGACCCUGUCUGGAAUACAGACUGCUACUCUCCAGGAUGUGCUGGACCUUACUGGGGUUUUCUGCCUAUGGACACUAUGGACUUUGCUGGUGCUUCUUGGCGACUCUGAUAAUCAGAAACAUGCUGAUGUUAAAAGACAUGCUGGACCUUCAUAAUAUUGUUUAGAAAGAUAGAGUUUGGAAAUGCCUCAUGCUGGAAAAGAAUUGAAGACAAAUAAAACAAGUAUGU